GGGCUCCUGGUUGGGAGGAGACAGAGCCAGCGCAGGAUGUGACAGUGGUUGACUUCAGUUUCCUCACCUGCAAGGUGAGGUCAUAGCCCCCACCUCACCUGCACCACGUGACUCCACCUGGGCACUGUGGCUGCAGUUUAGUCCCUUCUCCAAGCUCAGUGCAUUUUGCAUUGAAGUGAUGAUGCUAUUACAUUCCCAUUUUGGAGACGGGAAUGCUCUGACUCAGCCGAUUUGGGAGCCUUGGCACAGGCCACUGGCCAGCAGGGUACCAGCUGCUCCCCCCGCCCCUGGGCCCGGCACUGGCUGUCAGGUGCGCUGGGGGUCUUGAAUGCACGGUGGGGGGGCUGGGGUCAGCCCACUCCCACUCCCAGAACUUACCAGAAGUGGGUGACGGUGUUGGAGGUGCAGAGAAAGAGGAGUUAAGAUUCAGCCCCUUGCCGGAGGGCUCUGGGCCCAGCCGGGUGGUAUAAAUGUGCUGCCUGGAGCCCAGCCAGGGCACAGAGCAAACAAACAAGAGGGCUGGAGGCAGAAACCAAACAAAAACUGCCCACAGAAACUAGCGACUCCACAGUCUAGGAGCUUUCAACUCGGCGCCUGUCAUAAACUGCCGGCAACGAUGAAAUGCAGGCCUGCGGCUGGAAAGUGGCCCCAGGUCCUUUCCAUAAGUCCUGCUUCGAAUGGGGUGCCCCGUGCAGGACGGCUGAGCGUGGCGGGGUCGCCUCUUGUGAGGAUGAGGGGACGUCUGUGCAGGGUCUGGGACGAUGCCAGGCAGGCAGGGCAGCGGCUGAACCCUGGGCAGGGCUGGGCGUGGAGGCCGGUCUGAGAUACUGCGGAGGUGCCUUGGCCUCACUGGCCUGUCCUGCCGCCCAGGAGCCUGGGUACACAUUUGCUUCCACGUGGGGGGAGGAGAGCAAGGGGGGAGGGUCUCAGGAGCAGCCAGGAAGGAGCCUUCCCAGCCAGCAGCAGGAUUCUCAGUCUGACCCCUGGAGGCGGCAGGCACCUGGCGGGCGCCCAGGAAGGGAUGUGAGCAGAGAAAACACGGUGUGUCGCUCUUGUUGGGAACCAGGAAAGCAGUGGCGGACUGCUGUGGAAACACCUGCUACCCCCGCAGAGGAAGCCGCAGAGGAAGGCUCCAGGCUGAGGAGUGAGGAAGGUCCUCCCGCUGUGGACAGGGGCUGCCCCUGACGCCCGCCUGCGGGUGAACCGCGGGUGCCCGGGCGCGGCGAGGGCGCAGACGCAGGGCGGGAGCUGCUUCAGGCGCGGGGGCACGGGACAGACGUCCUGCAGGCGACCCCCGGAGCAACCACCAGGAAGCAAAGCCCACCUGGGCUGGUCUCCACAGAAAGCGGGCUUCAGUUCAAAGCUCUGAGGUUUGGUCCGCCUGUCUCCGGUCGGCUGGUCUUGAGGGACCAGCGCGGUGGCACAGAAAGCCUUGUGGGACAAACACCCCUACAGGCCAGAGCCUGCCCAGAGGCGCUGUGCGCCGGACACCCCAGCGCUGCGGGGGCAGAACCGCAGUCAGGCAGCGGCCACCCCUCCGCCCGCCCCGCUGCUGACAACGCAGUCGCUGGCGUGGACACCCGAGCGCACAGCCAGUGUUGAGGUUACUGCGGCCCAAAGUUCAGCGAGAGUUGGACACGCCCCCCUCCCGGGAGUGUGGGCCGGGUGAGGAGGGGCGGCGUGCUAGCAAAAAAAAAAAAAAAUCGUGGACUCACAGAAGUGAAAUUCGAUCGCGUGCCAGGAAAGCUCCUGCAGCCAGAACCCCCUACUGAGUCAGCACUGACCUUGACAGGACCUUCGGGGCUGCCACACGGGCGGGAGGCGACACAGCCCACCCAUGGAGAACUCAGUGGCCCCCUGCGUCCUCUACCCGGGGGACGACCGCGUCCGCGGGGCCGAGCCCGGGGACGCCUUUGCCCACGGAGCGCGCUCCCAGGCCGGGACUCCAGGAGAGGGCAGCCCGCAGCCGCCAGGCGCGGCCGGGGGGGCGGGCGCUGCGUCCCCGGCGCAGACACCCUGCAGCCUCAGCGCGUCCCUGUGCUUCAGCUCCGGGGACGACUCCCCGCCACAGUCCCGCGCCUCCGCGGUGGAGGACGCCGCGACCUCCCCGCCCCCUUGUCGGCGCGGCCAGCGGGUGGUGGACCGGCAGUGGGAGGCUAGCAGCGCGGGCGCCUCGUCCCCGGAAGAGUCCGCGUCCCCUGAAGAGCGCGCAUUCCCGGAAGAGCUCGCGUCCCCGGAGGAGCGCGCGUGUCCUCAGGAGCCCGCGUCUCCAGGGGAGCCCGCGUCUCCAGGGGAGCCCGAGUGCCUGGAGGACCCCGGGGAGCCCGCGCCAGUGCCGCCGGGGGCCGCGGCCGCCUACGGGGAGCCGGACCUGGUCAUCGAGGUGUCGGGCCGCCGGCUCCGCGCGCACAAGUCGGUGCUGGCGGCGCGCAGCGACUUCUUCCGCGCGCGCGCGUCGCGGGACGUGCUGCGGGUGCAGGGCGUGAGCCUGGCGGCGCUGCGGCUGCUGCUGGCCGACGCAUACAGCGGGCGCAUGGCAGGCGUACGGCCCGACAACGUGGCCGAGGUGGUGGCCGGCGCGCGCCGCCUGCAGCUGCCUGGCGCCGCGCAGCGCGCCACCGACGCCGUGGGCCCGCAGUUGAGCCUGGCCAACUGCUAUGAGGUGCUCUGCGUGGCCAAGCGGCAGCGGCUUUCGGAGCUGCGCGACGCCGCGUACCGCUUCAUGAGCGACCACUACCUGGAGGUGCUGCGCGAGCCCGCCGUGUUCGGGCGCCUGUCGGGGGCUGAGCGCGACCUGCUGCUGCGCCGCCGCCUGGGCGCCGGCCACGCCCACCUGCUGGCCGCGGCGCUCGGGCAGUCCGGGGAGCGCACCGGCAGCCGGCCGCAGAGCCCCUCAGGAGACACGGACGCGCGCGGCGACGCGGCCAUCUACUGCUACCACGCGGAGGCCGGCGAGUGGCGCGAGCUGACGCGGCUGCCUGAGGGCGCGCCGGCGCGGGGCUGCAGCCUGUGCGUGCUCUACAACUACCUCUUCGUGGCGGGCGGCGUGGCUCCCGCGGGUCCUGACGGCCGUGCGCGCCCGUCCGACCAGGUCUUCUGCUACAACCCUGCCACCGACCACUGGAGCACGGUGCGGCCCCUGCGCCAGGCGCGCUCGCAGCUGCAGCUGCUGGCCCUAGAUGGACACCUGUACGCCGUGGGUGGCGAGUGCCUGCUCAGCGUAGAGCGCUAUGACCCGCGCGCAGACCGCUGGGUCCCAGUGGCGCCGCUGCCCCGGGGCGCCUUCGCCGUGGCCCACGAGGCCACCACGUGUAACGGCGAGAUCUACGUGUCCGGGGGCUCGCUCUUCUACCGCCUGCUCAAGUACGACCCCCGGCGCGACGAGUGGCAGGAGUGCCCGUGCAGCAGCAGCCGCGAGCGCUCGGCCGACAUGGUGGCCCUCGACGGCUUCAUCUACCGCUUCGACCUGUGCGGGGCCCGUGGCGACGCCCAGGCGGCGUCCGGGCCUGGUGGAGGCGUCCGCGUCUCGCGCUACCACUGCCUGGCCAAGCAGUGGAGCCAGUGCGCCUCGCUCCUGCGGCCGCCGGGCACCCCCGCGGGCCUGCAGCCCUUCCGCUGCGCUGCCCUGGACGGCACCAUCUACUGUGUGAGCCGCGCGGGCACCUGGCGCUUCGUGCCCGCCCAGGACGCAGAGCCCAGCGGCGACGCGGGCCUGGGCGGCAGCUUCCAGCCCGAGGCCCCCGGGACCCCCGUGGACGCUCGAGCCGCACUCUUUCCGUUCGUGCUCAACCUGCCUGAGAAGCCGGACAGAGGGGAGCAGGGCGCAGUGUAGAUCGGGCGUGGGUAGCUCUGGGGCCCGAGGAGCCGCCCCCGUGGGCUGAGGUUCCGGUGGGAAGGGGAGGGCGGCGGGGGUGGAGGAAGAGAGGAGGGAGACGCGUGGGGUGGGCCACUGGCCAGUGGGUCGCUUAACUGCUGUGGAGGUAGCCCUGAGAACACUGCCGCCAGCCUAUUCUGCAUUCCUUCUUGCUUAUUUUGCUUAAUGGGGUCGGUGGCGUAAGACGGAUAGAGGGUGUGUGUGAGCAGACAGCCUUACAGAUGAGACGGGAUCCCCGAGGGAGACAGGAAAGCAAUCAGAAGACUGGGCCUCAGGGCGCAUGGGCGGGUCCCUGGUGUCCCUAAGUGCGCUCCGGGGCACCCCCCUGUCCCGAGGGUGCACAGCAAGCCUGACUUAGAAAGCCACGCGGGUCCCCGGGGCCACCGCGCCAGUCUUGUGAUCCGAGAAAUAGGCCAGCCCGCACCAUUAGUGAAGCCACCGAGGGGUCACACGUCUUUGUCUUUGGCUUGAGGUUUAAAGUUAGAACUGAUAAUUAAAGCUCUUUCUGAUUUAGUUUAAAAGCUCAUGCUACUAUGUACUUGUUUUGGUUGGCUUAACUCCAAAAGGAGUAAUUUAACAAACAUCAAAUCUUUGAUCAACAGUAAGAGCUCCUGCCCAAUAAACGUUGGAAGUUACUGCUCGUAAGGCACCUCUGACACCGCAAGGUGUCCAAACGCUCCCAAUCCCAAGGGCAGCCCGCCUCACCCUGUGACAUGGAUUUAGUGUUUGCAGGUCAAGGGCUGUUGAUGACCUUGGUCAGUGCUGCAGUGAGGACCUAUCACUUUCAGUCUUUGGUGACCAGAUGUUGCCAAAUAGCACAUCAAACGGGAAAGACUUACGACAAGGUGCUUGUCUGCCUUAAAAGGAAUCUUUGGCAACCCACCGUAUCUACUUGACCACUUCCAGAGUUAGAGCGAGAUGAAAGGAAAUAUUAUUCCUUAAAAAAAAGGUUAAAAUCAUUUAUUUUUGGCAAUUCCAAAAACAGGUGUAGGCACAUUUUGAACCUACUAUUUUUGAUGUCUUAAUUACGUAUUAUGUAACUGUGAUGAGGCAGAUUAACUUUUACAGCCCAGAGAAUGUGGCCCAGUGACAAUGGGCAUGUUAAAAGAAUGUAACAGGGAAAUAACAUGCAUUUUUAUUGCAGUUCGGCAAAUGCACCACAUUUAUGUAAUUGGGAAUUCUAACAUACCCCGGUAGAAUUAACAGGAGAUUCACUGCUUUGAGGGGCGCAAGGAUUAUAAACAAAUCAAUUGAUCUUUCCUCAUUUAAUAAAAUAUUUGACUUUUUAAAUAUGUGCAGACAGGACUUACUGCUUAUCAGGAGUUGAAGGAUGAAAUGCUUGCUUGCAAAGAGAGGCAAACUGGUUUGGAUUCUGAAUCCAAUCCAUUUUCGUAAAACUGGAAAAGUACACAUUGAAAGUUACUGGAAGAUAAUUGGAAGAAAUUAUGAAUACCUUAAUAUUAUUUCCCUGUUAAUCCAGUGAUGGGAAUUUCCAUCGCUGUAGAAACGAGUAGGCCAUUGAAAAAUAGGUUAUGCUUUUUAAAGAGUCUGUGGUUGUGAAAGGUUUCAGUUAAGUGUAUUUAGAAAUGAUCAGCUUGAACCUCAUGCAUGAUCCAGGAGUGGAACUUGUAGUUUCAGUGAAGGUAUAUUCUGGUGGCCUGUGUGCUUGCUCACAAUUACUCGUGAACCUGGUGGAUAUCUUGGCAGCUUGGUGAAUUGUCUUAGGAAAGAAAAUAGACUUUAUUGCCUGACUUCGUUGGUCUUUUAUAGGAGUAUACAGGAGAAAUGGUAGUAGAAAAAGUACUUAUAGCAAAAGGAAACAAAUAAUGUAAUGUUCUUUUAAGAAAUGUACAUCUCAUACUGUAGUACAUUUUUCUCUAGAAUUGUAAUAUUAAUGCUAAAGUUUUUAUAUGAAAUGGGACCAGGCUGAUACUUUCAUCCCAGGCUAGUAUUUUCAUCCCUUCAAUAUCAAAUUCAUAAAAUACUAUCACUGUGAUUUUAUUUGCAAGAUCAUGUCUGUGAAGUUUUCUGUAUGAAAAUACAAUGUUGCAGUUGGGCCUCCCAGAGUAGAAUUGUUCCCAUCACAAGACACGAGAAGUGGUGGAUGUCAGGUGUGGCCAGCCACACAGGAACAUGCCUGAGUUUCUGUGUGUUAUUCUAGCAUCUCAGGUAGUGAAGAAAUGCCUGCACCCCACACGGCAUCCUUUCCGGUGUUACCUGGCAACAAAGUGCCGGGUACUUCCCAUCAUCUUGUCAUAAUGAAAUACACAAAGAAACCUGAAGAAUAAGGAAAAGGAGCUACCACCAACCAUUAGUGGAUGUCUAGCCAGCCCAUUCUGAAAAUAUAUAGCAUAUUAUAUAUCAUAUUUCUAAAUAGUAAUAUCACAUAAGAACAGAUACUAGAGGACCCAACAUGUCCUGAGCACCAGUUUUUGCUUUUAUGGGGCACCUGGGGUGUGGUUUGAUCCAUCCAUCACACAAACAGAAAAGCCGCACCCUGCAAGGUCUCCGUUUUGGGGACUGCUGCGGGCCGCCAGACAUCGCGGAGGAGAAUUGCCCCUGGAAAUCUAAUGCUGCAAAGUAAUAUCUUUCUAUAUUUGAUGUGACGUUCUAAGACUGCAUCCAACACCAUUUAGGAAAAGGGUUACUAGAAAAUAUUCCUGAUUAUCAAUCAGUGAAGAGUCAGAUGAGGUUGAUGCCUUUCCAACAGCCAUCUGUGAUUUUCAUAAAAUUAACCCAUGCACACUGACGUUUCCAGAAAUUGCAAAGAAUGGUGGUAUUUUAUGGGGAAAGUGUGUGUGCAUGAAACCUUGUUGUUCUCAUGAGCUGACAAGCAGUGACUUUUGUGUUGUCAAUCAAGGUUCACUCAGAACCCAAAGGAAUGAGCUUCAGACCUGUGUCAUGCUCAUGGUUUUCUUCUUUGUCUUGGAAACAACACUGAACUCCAGGGCAUGGCAGCUUUAUGGAGCUUGUACUGGGAACUCGGUGGGUGUUUGAUUUCUGCAUCUGCAGUGGCACCUGUUUCUUUUCCUUUGAGAGAAUGAAUGCUGCGCACAUCCUUUGACAACUUAGUUAAAACUCUUAACCUGUGUCAGUUUUGCUGCAAGUACUUAAGCAAGAUGUGAAUCAUCUGUUCCAUUUCUGUUCCUUUCUCGCAUCACUCUCCUAAUUCUGGUGGCAGCUGUGGAAUCCGUUGGCCUCUGAGGUAACUUCCUAUGAAAGGUUUCGAAAUUGUCUGGGUUUGGAGGUUCCUGUCUCCACUCCUAAAGUCAACACAGAUUCAGGACGUAACCUGCCGUAACAUUUUAGGAGGACCAAUGUAAACAAAACUGUUCUUUUGUGUUGCCAUUUUAGAUGCUUUCCUGGGUUAUAAAAAGUUACAUUUUGGGAUUAAAAAAAUCAAUGUUUGCAUUUUCCCUUUUUUCCUCUGCAAUAUUAUAAUUCAUAAGGUAAUGACAUGAGCUAAAAAUGGAAACCUGCAAAUGUUUCAGUUGCAUCCAGACUUCUUUCAGCAGCCACAUCACUCACACUUUUUCUGUGUCCAGGAAGAAGCCAGACCAGGAGGUGUUCAAGCACCGAGCACGGAAGCCAGUCCUGGCAGGUGCUUGAAUCCUGCCGAGUGAAUUGGUUUGAAUUAACCUGACAUGAAAGGCUACAUGUGUUCUGAUGUGAGCCUAGAGCACCUCCAAAGCUUGUUAAAGCUCUCAAUAGCACUCAAAUGUUGCCAUUUAUUAAAGAUCAGCUAUACCUGUUUAAGGCAAAGCUCAGGCCGGCUGUCGCUAUACAUGUGUAGUUAAUGUAUUUAUUAAUGCUUGAGUUCUUAAACCCUUGGCAUAAAUCCUGUAAAGCCUUGUAUGAAUGUCAAUUCACACUGAGAUGAAAUAAAUCACGUGGAAAACGCCAGUCCUCCUGAAA
This is a messenger RNA of Microcebus murinus (gray mouse lemur), 7789 nucleotides long. The record is from RefSeq and is a predicted model, not a curated record. Lineage: Eukaryota; Metazoa; Chordata; Mammalia; Primates; Cheirogaleidae.